AUGGCGACAGCUAAUGGUUCACUGUGCAACAUCUCCGGGUCCGUGUCCGAGAAUGGAAGCUGGAUCGGCUGCAUGGAGUCGGAUAUUGAACAGGGCGCAGUCCCAGCAAUUCAGGCGUGGAUCGCUUACAUGCUGAUUCCUGUCAACAUUCUCAACAUACUUGCUAAUCUUCUCGUCAUCUUGGCUCCGGAUCAACCGUGCAUGUAUGACACCGUCACGAGUAGAACAUCUCUCAUCUGCAGCUCGCUAGUCAUUGGUACGUGCGGCGUCGCCAUCAUCUCCAUCUACGCUUACAUAAUGAUGAUUGCCAAGCACCACCAGCAGCAGAUCCACCCGGACCCGAGCAACAGCGUGCCUGUGGGAAAAUCCUUCUCUGCUGAGCUCGCCAAGCAUCUGAAGCUUGCCAAGAUGUUUGGCAUUGUCGUCGGCGCUUUCUUCGUUUGCUGGGCUCCGUAUUUUAUCCUGAUGCUGCUGAGCGUUGCCGACGUCUACCACGACACGGUCGGCGUGGCGCGAGGCUUCGGCUACCUGCUGGCGUACUGUAAUUCUAGCAUGAACUUCUUGAUAUAUAUUGCGAAGAGCAGUCAGUUCCGCGCCGCCUUCCGGGCGGUGUUGCCCUCGCGUGGACGCUAG
This is a messenger RNA of Priapulus caudatus, 633 nucleotides long. Its product is annotated as octopamine receptor beta-1R-like. The coding region runs from base 1 to 633 and encodes 210 amino acids. Gene Ontology annotation, molecular function: G protein-coupled receptor activity. Gene Ontology annotation, biological process: G protein-coupled receptor signaling pathway. Gene Ontology annotation, cellular component: membrane. Lineage: Eukaryota; Metazoa; Priapulida; Priapulimorpha; Priapulimorphida; Priapulidae. The record is from RefSeq and is a predicted model, not a curated record. The transcript is spliced from 3 exons.